AUGUCUGAAUAUUCACUCAUUAAUAAUGUCAAAGAAUUUGAGAAUUCACAUGAUAUUUUUUAUCAUGACGUUUAUUUUUUUGAUGAAAUUAAUGAUCUUUAUUCAAAGAUUGAACAAAGAGAAUUUUUUAUUACUAGAUAUCAAAUGUUUUUUAGUGAAUGUUUGGGUGAUAAAUACGAGAUACUUUAUUCAGAAUUUAUUCAAGAAUUUUUACAUAUUGAAGAAUUCAAUAUGAAUUUUGAUAAGGAUGGGUUUUCUUAUUUCGGUUUUGUUAACGAUCUUGAUUUAAAAAUCAGAGAAGGAGAUUUUUUCAUUUCUCAAUUUCAAAUGUUUUUUUAUGAAAAAUUGGGUAUGGAGUAUAUGAUUUUACUCUCAGAAUUCAUACAAGAAAGUAAUGAUAUUGAAGAUAAUAUGAUUUCAUUAUGCAUUGAUGAUAUUUCUGAUUCUCAGAUUGAUGAAUUGGAAAGAAGUUAUUUUGAUUUUUCACAUAUUGAAGAAAGUGAAGAGAGUGAAGUUGUUGAUAAUGAUUACAUCAGUGAUGAAGGGUAUUUUAGUAAAACCGAACAAUCUUCACCAAUGUUUUGUCCAUCAUCACAUCCUCCUAUUAUCAACAAAAAUUCAAUAUUACCUUUAUCAAAAGAUGAAGCAUGGAUUUUAUGUAGAAUUUGGGCUAGAAUUGCGAUUCCGAUACUCUGGCAAAACCCAUUCAAAUAUUGGCAAGAUAAUCCAAAUAUUGAUUCUUUAAAACAAAUUAUUUAUUAUAAAUUAAAAGAUGAACAAGAUAUUUUAAAAAUACAUUUUCCAGUAAAAGAUGAAUUUAUUCCUUUUUUUUCAUAUCUGAAAUAUGUCAAGGAA
Molecule: messenger RNA, 855 nt
Organism: Scutellospora calospora
Lineage: Eukaryota; Fungi; Glomeromycota; Glomeromycetes; Diversisporales; Gigasporaceae
Source: the annotation of a GenBank genome assembly